AUGGGAUCGGGGUUCACUCCUGCGCCUCUCCACAUCUGGUCAAAUAACGCCAGGGGCCUCAACGCGCCGGAGCGGAGAUCGCAUAUCCUGCGCUCCCUGUGGAGCGAGAAGGUAUCCAUAGCGUUCCUCCAGGAGACACACUUCCUGGGGGACAGGGGCCCAUCGCUACGCGACUCACGAUUCCCACUGGGUUACUUUGCAAACCAUCCUACGACAAAAAGGGCUGGAGUGGCGAUCUUACUGGCCCGCACAGUCCCGUUCGUCUGUACGGGGAUUGAGUCGGACCCAAUGGGACGCUUCAUCUUCAUCAAAGGCUCUAUAGCGGAAUGCAUAUACACCUUUGCCUGCGUAUAUGCCCCGAACAUACACCAACGCAAAUUCCUCAGACAGACGCUGACCAAGCUGGAGAGGUUCCGCGAGGGCUUUCUAAUAAUGGCCGGGGACCUGAAUGUCGCCCUGGAACCAGGAACGGACACAUCCAGAGGAGUGAGUGCAUUUUCACCACAUGGCUUACGGUCCAUCAGAAAUGGGCUGCGGGACGCCGGCCUGGUGGACGCCUGGAGGGCGCUUCACCCCUGCGACACAGAUUUUACUUAUUACUCUACAGUCCACAAACGAUAUAGCAGACUGGAUUAUGUGUUCCUGGCCCAGGAGCUCUUACCCAUGCUCCUUUCGGCAGACAUACGUCCCAUGGGAUGGUCGGACCACUCACCGGUAUCUGUACAAAUUCGAUCCCCACUGUUCCGCCCGACUGGGCGUCAGUGGCGCAUGAACGAAUCCAUCCUUACCGACGUGCCUAUUGCCGCAGACAUCC
Messenger RNA from Pelobates cultripes (western spadefoot toad), 814 nucleotides. The record is from the annotation of a GenBank genome assembly. Lineage: Eukaryota; Metazoa; Chordata; Amphibia; Anura; Pelobatidae.